CGCAAUCCUUUCGUAAAAAUAAAACGUUUCAGCUGCUCUCCGUGGUCCAGAAAGAUUCUGACAGCGCGGACUGCAUUUUCUAGUGGGCUAAGCAUUUGUUGGUGCAAAAAAAUGUCGGGAAAGGUUGUUCUGUAUUACUUCAAAGGAAGAGGGAAGAUGGAGUCGAUACGGUGGCUUUUAGCUGUUGCUGGUGUUGAGUUCGAGGAGGUUUAUCUGACCACCGAGGAACAGUUCAAGAAAUUGGUGGAUGAUGGAGCCCUCCUGUUUCAUCAGGUUCCCUUGGUUGAAAUGGAUGGAAUGAAGCUUGUUCAGACUAAGGCUAUCUUGAACUACAUUGCUGGAAAAUACAACUUGUAUGGAAAGGAUAUUAAAGAGCGUCUUAUGAUUGAUAUGUACUCUGAGGGUGCUAGGGACAUCAUGGAUAUGAUAAUGGUUCUGCCCUUUACACCUGCUGACCAAAAACAGACACAACUGGAUAAAAUUCAGGGCAAAGUCAAGGAACGUAGUCUUCCAGCUUAUGAAAAGGCUCUUGCUCAGUCCCAGUACCUUGUGGGAUCUCAGCUGAGCUGUGCAGAUGUGCAUCUCCUUGAGGCCACUCUCAUGCUGGAGGAGCUAUUCCCUACAAUACUUUCCACCUUCCCCAAAAUCCAGGAAUUCCAAAAGAGGAUGAAAGCCAUUCCAGCCAUCAAUAAGUUCCUGCAGCCCGGCAGUCAGAGGAAGCCUCCGCCUGAUGAAGUUUAUGUAAAAACUGUCAUGAGUGUAUUAAGCCAUCUUUUCAAGUAGAAAACAGAGAGCAGUUCAGUGACAGAUUAUUCAAGCACUUUGAGGUGCCUUAUACAGAAGCUGGAUUACAUAAGGCCGUUAAUCAUAUAUUCUCUCUUACACACUAGUUUACCCUUUUGGCCACAAGUGAGCAUUGAAAGGUAGUUUCUUGUGUUUUAUAAAUUGUCUAUCCUAGCCAAGUGAUCUGAUUAUGUUACUCAUACAAAUGGUUGUCUUGGGUUUUUUUUUUUACAUAGGAUAUUAAAGCAAUAAAUGAUUCCAAAUUGAA
Molecule: messenger RNA, 1051 nt
Organism: Hemibagrus wyckioides
Lineage: Eukaryota; Metazoa; Chordata; Actinopteri; Siluriformes; Bagridae
Gene: gsta.1
Product: glutathione S-transferase, alpha tandem duplicate 1
Exons: 6
Coding region: 112-783 (223 amino acids)
Biological process (GO): glutathione metabolic process
Molecular function (GO): glutathione transferase activity
Source: RefSeq, a predicted model, not a curated record